Xenopus laevis (African clawed frog) is the source of this 2971-nucleotide messenger RNA. It is a transcript of the gene akt1s1.L, whose product is annotated as AKT1 substrate 1 (proline rich) L homeolog. The record is from RefSeq and is a predicted model, not a curated record. Gene Ontology annotation, cellular component: cytoplasm. Gene Ontology annotation, biological process: negative regulation of TOR signaling; neurotrophin TRK receptor signaling pathway. The transcript has 5 exons. Bases 183 to 1019 code for a protein of 278 amino acids. Lineage: Eukaryota; Metazoa; Chordata; Amphibia; Anura; Pipidae.
UGAGAGGCUGAAUUAGCAUCUGACAUGUUGGAGAGUGGGCGUGGCCUUGCUGUUAUAAAUGGGGUGGGCGGAGAGAGGCAGAGGCUGCUGGUGGUGACGUCUGUAGUUGUGCGACCCCGGGGGCUCUGGCUCGGCUCGGCUCGGCUCAGUGAGGGCUGCAGGGUUGAACACAUCUCACCAACAUGACUGACAUGGCUGACAAUCACCAGGAGGCUUGGGAGGUGUUGGUUAAUGCUGCGGAAAAAUACCGCAGACUGACUGGAAACGAUACAGUGCUAAUCACUGCCUACAAACCCAAACUGCUUUCCUCCUUCGAAUAUUCUAUACACGGGAGCGGGCUGCUCCUGGAGGCCACACAACGCUACCUUGAUGACAUUUCUGUAGUGCACAAAACCACUGCCUUUACCAGCCCCAUGCCCAUCUACAAAACCAAUGAGACCUCAUCAGGCAGACAGAACUCGUACUCAAAGAGCUACCCCUCGAUUUAUGGCCAGGAGCAGUUUUCUUCAAUUGAGGACAAUGACAGAGCCAAUCCCAUAAUCCAAAACCAAAUGCCUGACGACAUGUCCAAAUUGGAGGCACCAGAUGAAGAGGACUAUGACUACAACAAGCAGUUGGAAAAGACUGCUGAACCUCUUCCUAGUGACUCUGCAGGGCUAUUUGUGAUGGACGAGGAUUCCAACAGCCAAGACUGUGAACCUUUUUUUGAAUCUGACCAAGAAGAAAGCACUGAUGAUGGCAGUCUUACUGAUGAUUUACCUGGGCACCCCCCACCCCAGCGCAACUAUCAGCAGUACGCAAGGUCUCUUCCAGUCACUGUGCCUGUCUGGGGCUUCAAGGAGAAGAAGCAGCAAAAUAAGUCUUCAGAUGACGAGACCAGCAAGUUUCCUUCUCCCGACCUGGACAGAAUUGCAGCCAGUAUGCGUGCCCUGACCAUUGACCACUCGCAGCCAUUUGGUGACCUCCCGCGCCCCCGACUGAACACUGGGGACUUUCAGACAAAGUACAGAAAAUACUGAGCCGCCUGAGCCCUGCAAGAACACUGGUCUGAACACUACGACAUUUCCACUACAACAUUUAUCAAUCAGCAAAUGAAGCUACACAUAUCAGACUGCCCACCUGCUGUUAGAUGGGUAACUUACAUCCCCUGCUCCCAUCUCAUGUGAUGACUUCAUUUUCACUUUUUCUUUUUAAAUGUCAUUAUUUUUUAAUUGUACCCCAUCUUGUGUCGGUGUGAGGCACAGCAAAACUUGACUAUGGUGGUGGUUCCCAUUUGAUUUGUGUAAAAACAACAAAUGAUCUUCCCCAUUUAUUUUAACUGCCCCCCCCUCAAUGAAAAGAGGAACAAAUGUUUCUAUUUGAGCGGGUCGUUUUCCGUUAUGCCCUCGACAAGCCAUUGGUCGGCUUACAUGUUACCUGGGGAGUGAAAUUGUUGCCUUUAACUCUGUUUGUACAAUAUAUCGGGUAACUUUAUAAUCCGUUAAUCGGUCAAUACCAGCAUAUCUGCACCAGCAUAUCCACAUGCAAGAACCAUAGCUCCAGCUUCUAAUAGGGGAAAUAGUUCAUGAUCCUGUGAUCACUGUGAUACUCUAAAUGGCUAAACACUUUCACCUGGCAUAUAUUCCUUCCUAUAUAUAUGUUUGUUUUUUUUUAAAUUCUGUCCAACCCUGGUUUAACAUGUUUACUAAUAUUGGAGAUAAAUAUCUGGAGAGAUUCCUAGCGAUUUUGCCAAUCUGCAAUUAGAUUUAAACCGUCACCUAUAAGUUAGAAAACGAAAGCAAAGAUCUGAUUGGCUGCUACAGGCAACAUCUCCAGAUAUUACCUCCAAUGUUGGUAAACCUGCCCCUAAAACCUUUUCCAGGUCACUAGGGAUACUAGUCGUUCUAACUAAGCAGAGGUAAACCAUGAGGGCUUUAAGAGCAGGAUAGAAUGUAGCAUUUAAUCGAAUCCUCUCCAUAAGUUAGCCUUUUGGAUGGUAACAUCUUGGAGAGAGGUAGGAAAAGCCAAGAGUUUUAGAGGAGAAUUCAACCUGUAAUACCCCCCCGGGGCAAAUACCCCUAAUUUUUUACUCGCCAGAUUCUGGCCUCAGAGUUCACGCCAGCCAUGUUCUUCUCCAGGAAUCUUCAUGUAUAGACGUCAUAGUUGGGAGUACAUUUCCGGUCCCGAACCACUGAAAGCCACAAAUUUCAAGAGAAUUUUCGUGACUUUUGGCACAUGCGCGGUGGUUCGGGACUGGUAAUUGACUCCAAUUGCGCAUGCGCUGAAACUUCCGAAGAAAGAAGAUGGUGCCCGUGAGGCCAGAUUUUCACUGAGGGGUGAGUAAAAAUUAGGGACAUUUGCCUGGGGGCAGGUAGGCUGGGGGGGGAGGAGGGAGUGCGAUCUACCCAGGGUAGAUUUCUUUUUUUUUUUUUUUUUUUUUUUUUUUUUUUUUUUUUUACUAGUUGAAUUCUCCUUUAAAAGUUCAUAAUUGAAAGGUGUAAUAGGCUAUGUAUGAGAUGCAGCCUUGUCACCACCACUUCAAGGCAAGCUCUGUGAUUGGAUUAAUUUCAUAGCACGUCUGACUGGGGGAACAUUCCUUCUCAUGUUCAUAUGACUAUAUACCAGUCCUAGAAGCCAUGUUAAUUGGUGUAGGGAGAAUGACUGACUGUUAACUACCACUUGUUCUCAAGUCCUCUGUCCAGGUGAUCAAUGUGGCCGUUCCCCCAGGACAGGUGCUGUGUCUCAAAGUUUGUGUGUGUGUAAUCCAAACUUUCUCAGUGUUAUAUGAACUCCCAUUGAAAGAUAAGGCCUUAAUGUUAAAGGGUAAGUUUCAUACCCUUACAGUGUAUACUUUCCCCUUCUGUACAUUUUCUUCAUGUGCAGCGCUGAGGUAUUGAGGGUGACUACACAUACAGACCCUGAAAUGAUUGAAUUGUGACCAUUUUCUGAGUGACUUGCUAAAAAAUAAAGUUAUUUUAAGAAUAAAAAAAAA